Molecule: messenger RNA, 1584 nt
Organism: Telopea speciosissima
Lineage: Eukaryota; Viridiplantae; Streptophyta; Magnoliopsida; Proteales; Proteaceae
Exons: 3
Coding region: 1-1584 (527 amino acids)
Source: RefSeq, a predicted model, not a curated record
AUGGCGAAGGACCGAGGAGGCACCAAGACCGACAUGAAGAGCCCCGAGGGCAACGCGUUGCAAGGGAAGGAGAGGAUUCUCGUCGCAGCCCCCGGCGACGAAGUCCACUUCGUCGGAGAGAUGGACGAAGGAGCCCACAUGAGUCUGACUACAGAAAUGACGGGCGAGCCUCAUCAGCACGAGCAAGAGGAUCAAGUUAGCCGACCUCAUCAGGAUGAGCUGGCCGACCAGAACGACCAACUUCAGCAAGAAAAAGUGCAAGACCCCAUCCGAGCUGAGGAGCAAAAUGGCCGAGCUCCAGAUUUUGAAAUGGAGAAAAAGCUAAGGGAGCUGGCCGAGCAAGUUGAAGGGCUUAAGAAACAAGCAACCCUGGAUGCUUACUCACUGGUCGGGCGUCACCCCUAUCCCCCUGAGAUCAUGACAGCACCGCUUCCAGUAGGGUUCAAACCACCUCCUUUUGAUCGGUAUGAUGGGACCAUCGACCCGACCGACCACAUCAACUACUUCAACACAAUGAUGACCAUGUACGACGGGACCGAGAUUGUAUCUUGUCGAGUUUUCCCCUCAUCCCUAAAAGGUGCGGCAACUUCUUGGUUCUCUUGGCUACCGCCGAACUCUAGCACAAGCUUUGCCCAACUUUGUCGAGCCUUCGUCACGCAUUUCCAAAGUAGCAUGAAGCAUAAGAAGACGACAGUGAACCUCCUCAGCGUGAAGCAGAGGUCGGAUAAGUCGAUCCGGUCGUACGUCUCCCGGUUCAGCAAAGAAUCCCUGGAUGUUAGGGACCUAUAUGAGGCCAUAGCUCACACCACGAUGAGCAAUGGACUUGCACAUGAGGACCUGAUCAAGGAUCUGGCUCAAAAACCGACCAAAAGUAUGGUCGAGCUCCUUGACAGGUGUAACGAGUUCUCAAACAUGGAAGAUGUUCUCCAAGCACGCAAAGGGAAUGAGAGCAAAAGUGAGACGAAGAGGUCAUCCACUGGCGACCGAAAAGAUGAGAAGAGGACCCGUACUGAUCGCCGAGCUGAGAGGACUGACCGAGCUCGAAGUCCCGACUACACUCCCUUGAAUACGUCGCGGAAGGAGAUCCUGAUGCAAAUUCAAGACGGUGGAUACAUCCGCCGACCUCGCCCAAUGCAAGCCGGCUCGUCUCGAAACCCGAACAAGUAUUGCCUGUUCCAUAAGGAUAAUGGUCACGACACUGAAGACUGCUAUCAGCUAAAACGAGAAAUUGAAGAGCUGAUCAAAGUAGGGCAUUUGAAGAAGUAUAUUAAAGGCAACCGGGAGGAAAGGGGCAGUCGUCGAGGCGACGACCGCGACCAGAGGAAAACCGAACCUAGGUCAGAUGGUCGUCGAGCUGACCGAGACGAGGGUAAAGCCCGAGUCAACAAAAAAGAUGAGGAGGCCGGGCCGAGCACUGACAAAGGAGCUCCCAUUUACACCAUCCUUGGAGGACCUGGACAAGAAUCUACCCGAAGGCCAAGGCAAACGCGCGGUGGAAAUUACGAGGAGACCCGUUCAUCGGGUAUUGGUCGACACGGACGCGUCGGUAGACCUCAUGUUACUCGCUGCGUAUCUACAGUUUGA